UUUGUAACUACUACUUUCUCCAAGAAAAGUUCAUGGCGCACGAAAUACGCGAAUUUAAAAAUAUUUCUGACUGUAUAUAUUUGUACUGAUUUGAUAAGAUUACUUUCUAAGCACGGUCAAUCGAUCAGUUAAGAGAGAAAAGGAACAAAAUUUUUAUAAUGUGUUUUGUUAAGUGAAAAUGGAUUAUAUUCUGAAUUCUAAUUUCGACGAAGAUGGACAUAAUUUCAAUGUUGAAGAAACGAUAAAUGACAGAUUCAGCUCUCAGUUGCUGAAGCAGAAUUUUCUAGGACUUUCUAGAAGUUUCAAGAACUUUCGAAAAGUUUCAAGAAUUUCUAGAACAUUCUGGCAACAUAGCUGGCUGUAUAAAUACAGGGACCAUAUGCUCAACUAUUCAUUUUACUUCUUGCUGUCCAAGUGGAGAAAAGUUGGAGACAUUUGAGAACAUGCUCCAGAUGAUCUAAUCAAACCGGACAUUUAAGCAGGAUGUUUGAUGAAGAAAAAGAUGAAGAAUCUGCUCUUGAUGAUGAAGAUACCGUUUUGCGUGGUUCUGUUUUGUCAAGAUAUAUUUCUCGGUUCCGCUAUGGUGAACCACAGAGCAGAACACAACGCGUCAGUCACACAUCCAGAGGGAAGGAAUUUUGGUGGCUAGAUUCUGACAGUGAGGUUGCAUCUCCAAGGCAGGCUGACAGUUCUUCAGAUGACAACAUAGGUCAGAUUGUUGGUUUGGCUCAAGAAUCUUCUGUUCCUCAGUACCAGAAACAGCAGAAGCGGGACAGGUUGACUCAAAAGACUCUGCUAAAUCAGUCUACGAAAAGACUUUAUGCCAAACCACCAAAGUAUAUUUCAAGAAACAACUCCGCUCUUGUUAGAAGCUACUCUGGAAGGGACUCACCAGAGCAAGACCAGUUUCAGUUUGAACAAUUGGAAACACCAGAAAGGCCAUUCCAUGAGCACAGCAACAGAGAGGAUCUGCUUGCAGACUGGAGGAGGCAAAAACGGAACGGUCUUAAAGACAGCUCUGAUGAUAAUCUGAUUUCACCAACUGGAAUGGCCCUUGACUAUGAGAGGCCAGCAUCUCCUACUCCUUCUGUUGAGCUAAGUCAUGAUUCCUCAUGUGAUCCUGUAAUCAGCUCAGAAGGUAUUGGAAGUUCCACAGCUGGAGGUUCAAGCACCGAUGAUGUCAGUGUCAAACCCAACUUUAUCCAGUUCUUGAAUUCAACAAAGAAAGACUCUGAUGUAGACAAAUACAACUGUGGGCUACCAUUCAGUCAGUACUGGAAAGACAACCUUGAUAAUGACCUUCUCUAUCAAUGGCGUGUGAAACGACGGAUUCAGUUGGCUCGUGAACAGGCUCAGUACAAGCAGGGCUACCAGGUGUCACACCCAUCAAAUCAGGCACGGCUUCAUGGAAUUGGUACAUUACAUCCUAGAGCUGGCAAAGUGAAUCUUGUUGAAGAAUCUUUAGAAACUGAGGAGCAUGACGCAAACUGGAGUAUUCAGAAUUGUUCAGGAGAUCUCCACACAAAUUUGGUUCAGAACCCAGCCACAGUUUUGGCCCAAACACAAGAAGAAAUAAAGAGACAGUUGCAAGAUGCCAAUGUUCAGUCUAAGGUGAACGUUGAAGUUCAAACUUACCCUGAUUCAAACCUUCCCAAAGUAACAACUACUCAGACAAUACCAAUUGCGAGCCCUCAACUGCAGCAAUGUAAUUCUUGUAGUAAAACUGUACCAGCACAUGUCCACAUGGAGUGUGACAUUCUGCCCUGUAUGCAUUGCUUACACAAAAACACAAGCUCUGAUGUGGCUUUGGACCCAGACAAACCUGUUAAUCUUGAACCAACUGAGUACCGGAAAUAUCUAGUUGCUGAGAAACCACACCACUGCCUGAAACCUGCAGUAAAUGCAAGUGUUGACCAAAAUCAAAGACAAGAUUCAGGAAAGGAAAAGAAGACAUCAAGAACAGACAAAAAAAAGGGGAAAUGUAACAGAAGGCCUCCGCAUGGACCUAGUGCACGUUUGAAUGGUACUCCUCAUGAACCUAGUGCGCGUUUGAAUGGUACUCCUCAUGGACCUAGUGUAGGUACUUUCUAUGUAUCUGGAGAGGUUUUGGUUACUACUCCUCAUGGAUCUAGUGAGGUUUUGACUACUACUCCACAUGCAAUUGGUGUGGGUUUGACUGAUACUUCUCAGGUGACAAAAACUUCAGAAAGUAAUCUUUAUAAAAUACCAGCUAACAAAGAGAGAGAGUACCUUAUAGAAGAUGAAGAUAUUGAUUCUACAGACAAAAACAUUCCAAAUUUGUCCCUGGCUCCACAGCAAAGUUCUUUGGAACCACAGACAAUGUUAGAAGUCAAGGAUCAUUCAAGGGCCAUUCCUCUUGUGCCAGUUGCAGGAUCCAUUCCCAGUGAAGAUGUUCACGCACCAAUGCCAGAUUUAUUUGAUGACAUGUAUAAUUCUGAUGAAGCUGACUUCCCUUCAGACCCCUUAUUGCAGUACCUUCGUAAGCUGCGAUCACAUUAUCAAGAAAGGAUCAGAGAUGUUGAUAGAAAACUCAGAAAUCUUCACCCACAAGAGAUGGUCCAGCUUGAAGAUCCUUGUACCAGGAAUAUCUGACAUCUGAGUGACCAGAGAUUGGACACUUAACUCUCUGGAACUUUCCAGUAAACAUUGUCAUCAUUGUUUGUCAUCACCGUUAUCACCAUCGUGAUUCUUGCUGCUAUUGUCCUCCUCCUGCUACUCUCAUCAUCAUUACGGUCGUCAUCUUCAUCAUUAACGUUGUCAUAUUCAUUGUUGUCAUCUUUGUCAUCAUUGUUGUUGUCAUCAUCAUCAUCACCAUCAUCAACAUUAUCAACAUC
Octopus sinensis (East Asian common octopus) is the source of this 2855-nucleotide messenger RNA. RefSeq lists its product as uncharacterized. The transcript has 16 exons. Lineage: Eukaryota; Metazoa; Mollusca; Cephalopoda; Octopoda; Octopodidae. The record is from RefSeq and is a predicted model, not a curated record. The coding region runs from base 484 to 2613 and encodes 709 amino acids.